This is a messenger RNA of Phycomyces blakesleeanus NRRL 1555(-), 369 nucleotides long. RefSeq lists its product as hypothetical. Lineage: Eukaryota; Fungi; Mucoromycota; Mucoromycetes; Mucorales; Phycomycetaceae. The record is from RefSeq and is a predicted model, not a curated record. The coding region runs from base 1 to 369 and encodes 122 amino acids. The transcript is spliced from 4 exons.
AUGGUACCCUCACAGUAUUCUGGCCUCUCAAACCGAGGCAUUUGGCGGCGUUGUUUUAAAAAGUCAUAUGGACUUGUAGCAAGACUUUUACCGACGCAGAAAAAUCUCAUGUCGGAAAAGGUUUUUACCAGUCCACACCCUCUCUACGUGAGUUUUGAGUUGGUCAUAAUACUCAAAGCCAUUGAUUUGAAAUGGAUAUAUUUGCCUCAGAACGAGAAUCUUAUAUGCCAGCAAUUGUCACAAAGUAUACACCUUUACAACCAGCUUGCGCUCUAUAUGGUAUUGGUUGAACAGGAUUGCGUAUAUAAAAAGGAACCACGCUCGCCUUAUAUUGACCUUAUGUUAGAUCCUUGUAUGGUCAGAUUAUAG